GCCAAAGAACACCUUUCCCAGUGCACUCUGAGGCUGCGAAUCGUGAAGGUCCACGACGCACAUCUUCAGUUCCCCUAGUCUUCCCUUUGCGUACAUAUUCCACACUGAAAAAUGCGCGAGAUUGUUCACAUCCAGGCUGGCCAGUGCGGCAACCAGAUCGGAGCUAAGUUCUGGGAAGUCAUCUCGGACGAGCAUGGCAUUGACCCCACUGGCAGCUACCAUGGGGACUCGGACCUGCAGCUAGAGCGAAUUAAUGUCUACUACAAUGAGGCUUCUGGAGGCAAAUACGUCCCACGUGCCAUCCUUGUCGACCUGGAGCCUGGCACCAUGGACUCCGUGCGGUCUGGUCCUUUUGGGCAACUCUUCAGGCCAGACAACUUCGUCUUUGGCCAGAGUGGUGCAGGCAACAACUGGGCUAAGGGCCACUACACAGAAGGUGCCGAGCUCGUGGACUCCGUUCUGGACGUUGUCCGCAAGGAGGCGGAGGGUUGCGACUGCCUGCAGGGCUUCCAGCUCACGCACUCGCUUGGCGGUGGCACAGGCUCGGGCAUGGGGACCUUGCUCAUUUCAAAGAUCCGCGAGGAGUACCCCGACCGCAUCAUGAACACCUUCUCGGUCGUCCCCUCGCCCAAGGUGUCCGACACCGUCGUCGAGCCGUACAAUGCGACUCUCUCCGUUCACCAGCUCGUCGAGAACACGGAUGAGACUUUCUGUAUCGACAAUGAGGCAUUGUACGACAUCUGUUUCCGCACCCUGAAGCUCACCACGCCCACGUACGGAGACCUCAACCAUCUCGUGUCUGCAACGAUGUCCGGUGUCACAACUUGCCUUAGGUUCCCAGGUCAGCUGAAUGCUGAUCUGCGCAAGCUGGCAGUCAACAUGGUCCCAUUCCCCCGUCUCCACUUCUUCAUGCCUGGCUUCGCCCCGCUCACCGCCCGAGGCUCUCAGCAGUACCGUGCCCUGACCGUGCCCGAGCUCACCCAACAAAUGUUCGACGCCAAGAACAUGAUGGCGGCAUGCGACCCGAGGCACGGGCGCUACCUCACAGUGGCGGCCAUCUUCCGCGGCCGCAUGAGCAUGAGAGAGGUGGACGAGCAGAUGCUCAACGUCCAGAACAAGAACUCCUCCUACUUCGUCGAGUGGAUCCCGAACAACGUCAAGACGGCCGUGUGCGACAUUCCACCUCGCGGGCUCAAGAUGUCCGCCACGUUCAUCGGAAACAGCACUGCCAUCCAAGAGCUCUUCAAGCGAAUCUCUGAGCAAUUCACAGCCAUGUUCCGCCGAAAGGCUUUCCUCCAUUGGUACACCGGAGAGGGCAUGGACGAGAUGGAGUUCACGGAGGCAGAGUCUAACAUGAACGACCUGGUCUCUGAGUACCAGCAGUACCAGGAGGCCACUGCCGACGAGGAGGGAGAGUUCGAGGACGAACCAGAGGCUGAUGCCGAGGCUUAAGCAGCAUCGUUUUUUUUUUUUUUUUUUCAUCCAUUGUUCCCAAACCCCGUCACCCUUGUUCAUUUCAUUCCA
This is a messenger RNA of Rhipicephalus microplus (southern cattle tick), 1524 nucleotides long. RefSeq names its product tubulin beta chain. Gene Ontology annotation, cellular component: microtubule. Gene Ontology annotation, molecular function: GTPase activity; GTP binding; structural constituent of cytoskeleton. Gene Ontology annotation, biological process: microtubule-based process. The record is from RefSeq and is a predicted model, not a curated record. NCBI's taxonomy places the organism in Eukaryota, Metazoa, Arthropoda, Arachnida, Ixodida, Ixodidae.